This is a messenger RNA of Tripterygium wilfordii, 1131 nucleotides long. RefSeq names its product cytochrome b-c1 complex subunit Rieske-4, mitochondrial-like. The record is from RefSeq and is a predicted model, not a curated record. Gene Ontology annotation, biological process: mitochondrial electron transport, ubiquinol to cytochrome c. Bases 87 to 902 code for a protein of 271 amino acids. Gene Ontology annotation, molecular function: quinol-cytochrome-c reductase activity; 2 iron, 2 sulfur cluster binding. NCBI's taxonomy places the organism in Eukaryota, Viridiplantae, Streptophyta, Magnoliopsida, Celastrales, Celastraceae. Gene Ontology annotation, cellular component: membrane. The transcript is spliced from 2 exons.
CUCAACAAAGAAGAGGUCUCUGGCUCUCUGCAAGGGACAUUGAUCGAAACAAACCCUGAAGAGGGAGGAGAAGAAAAAAGGGAAGGAUGCUGAGAGUAGCUGGGAGGAAGCUCACUUCUCUGCCAUGGAGAUCGUCUCCGACAACCUCCACUUUCCUCACUCGCAACCAAUUACUAAGCGGCGGCGACACUCUCUCCGAUGGCGCUUCUUCCAGAUCCACCUACCAUGCUGAUUCUGGACUUCGAGAUCUAAUCAGAGGGUUUUCUUCUCAAUCGCUCACACCGGGACAUGAUAUGGGUGUGGCGCCACAUCUUCCAGCUACUGUGGAAGCAGUGAAGAACCCUACCUCAAAAAUUACCUACGAUGAGUACAACCAUGAACGUUUUCCCCCUGGUGACCCCAGCAAGCGUGCAUUUGCCUAUUUUGUCUUAUCGGGAGGGAGGUUUGUGUAUGCCUCGUUGAUUCGUCUUCUGGUCCUCAAGUUUGUGCUGAGUAUGUCUGCCAGCAAAGAUGUCCUUGCCCUUGCUUCUCUUGAGGUUGACCUAUCCAGUAUCGAGCCUGGGUCCACUGUCACAGUCAAGUGGCGUGGCAAGCCGGUUUUCAUCAAGCGUCGGACUGAUGAAGAUAUUAAGCUGGCUAACAGUGUUGAUCUUGCUUCUCUUCGUGACCCACAGGAAGAUGCCGCAAGGGUUAAAGAUCCAGAAUGGCUUAUUGUCAUUGGGGUCUGUACCCAUCUGGGAUGCAUUCCUUUACCAAAUGCUGGUGACUUUGGUGGCUGGUUUUGCCCGUGCCAUGGCUCGCACUAUGACGUCUCUGGUAGGAUCCGCAAGGGGCCUGCACCAUACAAUCUGGAGGUGCCCACUUACAGCUUCCUUGAGGAGAACAAGUUGAUGAUAGGGUGAGAAUUGCUAUUUCCGAAGCAUUUUUUGAUGGUGAGAUGCCAUAAUAGACAUACUCCUCUACAGCUGAUUUUUUCAACCUUUUGUUUUCUUUCCUUCUGUUCACCUAUUGAUAUCUAUAUUUGGAAAUUGUAUCUGCUGCCUGCAUUGGUCUGACUCUGAUGUUCUCAAUAAUACAGCUGAAUAUUUGUUGAGGGUUUUCAAUUUAGUGACUUAUAGUUCAUUUCAAUUA